AUGACGGAGGCGAUUUUCUUUGUGAUUAUUAUUGCAAGAAGCACUUCCAAGGUUGCUUUUGCUCUCUAUCCUUUUAAGCAGAAGAGCCUCUGCUACGGUUUCUGCUCCCUCCAUUCUUUUUCAGAUCACCUUUCCUUCCCUUAUUUCUCUCUUCUCCAAGUGCCUGCCACAUUUUUGUUUGGCAGCUGCCCCUCGCAACCAUUGAGCAAAUUCCUGUUCGGUGACGCUUCAAAAGAAGCCAUCAUCGCAAUUCCCCAGGGAGAGCUGUAUCUGGUCCGCCCACAAUCGCCCAAGGGUUACUCGGAGCUUAUCUUCAAGGACGCUGCUGCCACAAUCCGACGUACCGGCCAGGACUUCCAAUACCAGCUUGUCAUUCAGAGAGCCUACGAAGAGGGCGAGGAAGAGCUUGCCGACGACGACGGUGAGCAAGGCGCAGGUGACGGUUUAGAUAAGGACGAGAAGGUUUUCCUCCUGGAUCAAACCCUUCACUUCCGGUCGGAACUUCGUGACGGAGGAGCCAAAAUCUUGGCUUGGGAUGACCUAAGCGGUGACGCUGGUGAUCUUUUUGAGUUCAUCUGCGACUCCUCAGUCCCAUCAGACAAAGUUGCCACGUUUGAAGUUGCUGCUCUUCAGUGUCAGUACGAACGUAAACACCGCCGCAGCGCCCAGAAGGCCACGGAGGCAGAAUUGCAAGAAUUCUCAUACAACGAAGAGGAGCCUCUUCCCUCUGCUAGUCCGGUCGCUUCUCCGACUACAAAGCCACACAGAAAUUCCUUCACAGCAGAGGAAUCCACUGCAGCUAUGACAAGAGAUGUGGAAUAUGCCCAGUCUAAGGGGCAGAUCAAGACUGCCACUCUCGAAGAGGAGCCGACUAUUGCCCCACCUUCUGCAGCCCAUCCCGAAGCCAAGGAGAUUCUUAGCAAGGAAAACGCUGAGCUGCAUCUGUUUGACUUCUCGACUGGAACAUUUGUUCUGCAGGAGUCCGAAAUCGUUGCCUCUGUUUCAGAGGUAGGUACUUGGCAGUACUGGCUCCAGAUUUCUGGCAAGGAGAAGGAGUGGCUGGGACAGGCUGUCGUGGCCGAUAUCAACCCUGUCUUCAACUUUGAAUAUCUGUCAUUCAUCUUCAAUCACUACGGUGAAGAUGGCGCGGCCUACUCAUGGCUCCUGCGUUUCAAAGAUCAAGCCUCGGAAGAGCGGUUCCAGGAGGGUCUGAUGCAAGCCCUGUGGGAACAGCUCAAUGAAAUGAAGUGGACUAAGGUCAAGGAGAACGACCGCGACUAUGUGCUCGAUGCCUUCCAGGAUCUCACCAUGGAAGAUGCCGAUGACAAACUGGAGGAAGAACUUGAGGAGGAAGAGGAGGAGGCCGAAGAAGAGUAUGACGGCGAUCAGGACGAUGCCCAGCGCAGUGAGCAUUACGACAGCGACGAAGAGGAAGAAGAUAUCGUGACGCGCGAUGCGGAUGGAAACGUCAACUCUCAACUGGCAGUCGGCUACAAGCACGAUCGAUCAUUCGUUGUGCGCGGGUCCAAAAUCGGUGUCUUCAAGCAUACCCCUCACAACAACCUUGAGUUCUCCACGACUAUUUCGAAGGUUCAGACUCCCAAGGGUGCCCUGUUCAGCCCUAAGAAAGUUAUGCUUCAUGCUGAGGAUCAGAACAUGAUUCUCCAGAAUGGGAAUGAUCCCAAUUCCCUGUACAAGAUGGACUUGGAGUACGGCAAAAUCGUCGACGAAUGGAAGGUCCAUGAUGAUAUCGCCGUGGAGACUUUCGCUCCCGAAAAUAAAUUCGCACAAAUGACUGCGGCACAGUCGUUCGUUGGUAUCUCCAAGAAUGCCCUCUUCAGAAUUGAUCCUCGUCUUGCUGGAAACAAGCUUGUCGAUUCCGAUCUGAAGCAGUACGCCAGCAAGAACGAUUUCUCAGCCAUGGCUACUACCGAAAAGGGAUACCUUGCUGUUGCCUCCAACAAGGGUGACAUUCGCAUGUUCGACCGCCUGGGCAUCAACGCCAAGACUCACAUUCCGGCCCUUGGUGAGCCGAUCAUUGGUCUGGAUGUCUCUGCAGACGGACGCUGGGUCCUGGCCACUUGCCGUACCUACCUUCUCCUCAUCGAUUCACUGCAGAAAGAGGGCAAGAAUGAGGGCAAGCUCGGAUUCGAGCGAGCUUUCGCGAAGGACUCCAAGCCACAGCCUCGCCGCCUUGGCUUGCAACCCGCACACGUUGCCCAGUUCCAGCACGAGACGAAACAGCCUAUCGCAUUCACACCAGCUCGCUUCAACACCGGUGUCGACUCCACUGAAACCAGUAUCGUCACUGCCACUGGUCCCUUCAUCAUCACCUGGAGUAUGAAGAAGGUUGUUGCGAAUCGCAAGGACCCAUACACCAUCAAGCGAUAUGGUGAGAAUGUCAUGGCUGAUAACUUCCGAUUUGGUUCCGACAAGAAUGUUAUCGUCGCUCUGCCAAACGAGGUCAACAUGGUCGCCAAGCGCACCUUCCAGAAGCCCACACGCGAGAGCAUCGCUGGUCCAGCCACACCUCAACGUGCGCGCAGCGGAUGGGGCAGUCGCCUCGGCAGAGAUAGCAUUGUCAACUCGCCUUAUUAG
Messenger RNA from Penicillium paradoxum, 2598 nucleotides. RefSeq lists its product as uncharacterized. The record is from RefSeq and is a predicted model, not a curated record. Gene Ontology annotation, cellular component: cytoplasm; nucleus. Bases 1 to 2598 code for a protein of 865 amino acids. The transcript is spliced from 3 exons. NCBI's taxonomy places the organism in Eukaryota, Fungi, Ascomycota, Eurotiomycetes, Eurotiales, Aspergillaceae.